Cololabis saira (Pacific saury) is the source of this 1307-nucleotide messenger RNA. Its product is annotated as endoribonuclease YbeY-like. NCBI's taxonomy places the organism in Eukaryota, Metazoa, Chordata, Actinopteri, Beloniformes, Belonidae. The record is from RefSeq and is a predicted model, not a curated record. Gene Ontology annotation, molecular function: metalloendopeptidase activity. Bases 240 to 746 code for a protein of 168 amino acids. The transcript is spliced from 4 exons. Gene Ontology annotation, biological process: rRNA processing.
ACUCAGAAAAUAGCAAACUGUCUUCCUCGGAUGUCGAUGGUGUCACCUUGAAAAAAACACCGGCCAUGAAUGACUGAGCGUCGUUCGUGUCUAAAAGCAACGCGGACGGGCUUUUCUCGUAAAACUCCAAACCUACCGUUACAAAAUCAUUCUAACUGCCAAUCGGAAGUAGCAACGUUGACUUAUGUGUCAAUAUAUUUAUUUUUCACCAGCCGAGUUGGGUGUUUUGGGGUUUUGAGAUGGGAGUAGUACUGCGGAACCUCCAGAAGGUGGUUCCUCUCCGCCGCUCCAGGCUGCGCAGGGACGUGGACACUCUCAGGCACAUCCUCGGCAUUCACAAGUUUGACCUGGGCGUCAUCUGCGUCGACAACCACAGAAUUCAGAAAAUUAACAAUAUUUACAGGAAGAAAAACGAGCCGACGGACGUUCUCUCGUUUCCAUUUUACGAGGAUCUGAGACCUGGGAAAAUGCCUUGCCCCAUUCAUAGAGAUGAACUGAACCUUGGGGACAUUUUCCUUGGGGUCGAAUUUGUGAUGAAGCAGUGCCAGGAGGACUCUCUCGAUCUGCAUGGUGCUCUUACUGUUGUCACAGCCCAUGGUAUCUGUCACCUGUUGGGGUACAGACAUGAGACAGAGGAAGAAUGGGCCGAGAUGCUGCAGAGGGAAAGCUACAUUCUCAGUGAGUACAACAGACUCACAGGUCGACAUCUAGAACCGUUGAUGAACAGAUGCAGUCAAGACAGGUGACAAUGACUGCUGCAAACUUCACAGUUCAAAGAUGCACUUACUGUUCUGCAAAGUCCAGACAGAAUAAUUUUAUUCACUACUGUGGUUCGUAAUCAAUUAUUUAAAAAAAACAGUGCCGUCUUAUUCACAAUGAAUAUUUGCUGCAAAUGUUAAAUGACUUAAAUCCUCUGUAAUAGACAUUUUUAAGUUAGAUUGUGAAUAUUUCCUUUUCAAGCUGUAGGUGUGUGUAGAAGAAAUUUAUAAAAGCAACUUUUAAAAAGUUUGUUCUUUCAUUGUAUUUUUUUUUUCAUUAAAAUCUGCUUUUGGAAGAAUCAGUUGUGUAUGAAGAGUAGAAAAAAAGCUUAAUUCCCACUUCACAAAUAUAUUUUACCCUCUUUGCACAACAUUUGAAGCAGGAUGUUCAGGAAAGCAAAGGGUUUCUAAAACCUAAGUUGUGAGAUGAGAACAAAUUUGUAAAUUGUGUCCUCAUCUCACAACUGCCCUAAUCAAGUUGUCAUGCGACAGUAUUCUGUACUUCUGAAAAUGCCCAAAUACAAAGGCCCUGCCCACGUGUCAUAUUUG